Molecule: messenger RNA, 639 nt
Organism: Candidula unifasciata
Lineage: Eukaryota; Metazoa; Mollusca; Gastropoda; Stylommatophora; Geomitridae
Source: the annotation of a GenBank genome assembly
AUGAACAUCUUUCGGCUUGUUGGGGACAUGUCCCAUCUUUUAGCAAUAGUCCUUUUAUUGCUGAAGAUGUGGAAAACGCGCUCAUGUGCAGGUAUAUCAGGGAAAAGUCAGAUCCUGUUUGCAUUGGUGUUUUUGACCAGAUAUUUGGAUCUGUUUUCUACAUUCAUCUCCUUGUACAACUCCACCAUGAAGAUAUUCUUCAUCUCAUCCUCACUUCUGACCGUCUACUUGAUGUACUUCAAGUUUCGAGCCACCUAUGAUGCUAAUCAUGACACGUUCCGUGUUGAAUUUUUGGUGGUCCCUGUCGGCGGCCUGGCAUUUUUAGUGAAUCAUGAGUUUGCCCCUCUUGAGAUUCUGUGGACUUUUUCAAUUUAUCUGGAAUCCGUGGCCAUCCUGCCGCAGCUGUUUAUGAUGAGCAAGACUGGGGAAGCUGAAACCAUCACUUCACACUACCUGUUUGCUUUGGGAUUGUACCGAGCCUUGUACAUUUUGAACUGGAUUUACCGCUACUACUUUGAGGGAUUCUUUGACUUGAUAGCCGUAGUUGCUGGCUGUGUUCAGACCAUCUUGUACUGUGACUUCUUCUAUCUGUAUAUCACGAAAGUUUUGAAGGGCAAGAAGAUCAGUUUACCAGCGUAA